AUGGUGGAAAGAUUAUCCAAUCUAGAGAAUGCCCUUACAUAUAACGUUCGAACGUUUCUAAGAGCGCAUUUUUCAACUGAGAAAAUAAGGCAAGCUUCUUUUUGUUCUUCAUUAGUGACAUGUCUUGUCGAUGCAUCCGUUGUCACUUUUUCCAUAUUCACUCCUCAAUUUAUUAAGCACCUUAACUAUGAUCAGGUAGAUAUCAACAUUAUUGGUGGGGCCAUGAAUAUUGGCUUAUAUCUAACGCUUCCUGCUUUAGGUUAUUUGAGCGAUGCUCAUGGACCGAUGUUAUUGGCUUUAAUCGGAAUGGUUCUUUGUCCUGGGUAUAUUUUAGCCGCAUGGUGCUAUCAUGCACAGUUCACUGCCUUCAUUAUGGCCAUUGCAUUUUUCCUUAUUGGAACGGGAACAUCAUCCGCAUAUUUUUGUUCUCUUCUUACUUGUGCAAAGAUAUAUCCUGACAGAAAGGGUCUAGGUAUAUCUCUUCCAGUGACCUGUUAUGGAGUAUCAUCCCUCAUACUCUCGUAUAUCUUUCAACUUUCUGUUUUUCGUGUGGACACUGUUGAUUCAGAUUCUCACCUUAGUGUCUACAAGGUGUUCAUAUUCUUAAGUGUUGUGUAUCUAUUGACCGGUGUUGUUAACUCUAUUUCAUCCGUUAUCGUUACUAUCGAGAAAGAAACUGUGUUCGAAGCACUUGUUUCCGGAGAACAGGUUGCAACCGCUGCUCAGCAAGGUGAAAUUACCGAAGUAUCACCAAUGAAUGCUGCUGAGAGGGUUGCUUCGUAUAAUUCGGUGGAGGAUACAGGUUCCCUCAUUAAUUCAGAAUUUAUGGAACCACAAUCGCACGAGGUCCGAUUUGCCAAAUUUCUCAGAGACCCAACUAUGCCCUUAGUUUACAUUUGUCUAUUCUUUUUGGCGGGUACCGAGGAACUUUUUGUAGCAAAUCUGGGUUCCUUAACCGAAAUUGUUGGAAGUAAGGGGAAGAAAAGCAUCUCUGACCAAGUGGCAUUGUUCAGCAUAUUCUCCACAAUCACCAGAUUAGGUGCGGGCUUUUUGAAUGACGCCUUUGGAACAUGCAAAGCUACUAUCAGACUGAUAUUAAUAUCCAUAGCUCUAUGCAUUAUAUCUUAUGCUAUGGUAGCGGUCAAUGUCAAUGACUUCGGUAUUAUCAGUUCAUUGAUGGGUGUCUGCUAUGGUUCUACAUACACGCUUUUCCCCACUUUAGUUGCGAGUGUUUGGGGUGUUGAUCUUAUGGGUUCAACCUGGGGCUUGUUUCUUUCCGCUCCCGCUUUUGGUGAUUUAAUAUUCGGUCUCUUUUAUGCAUACGAGUUUGAUCGCUAUUGUGUGGUCGCAACGGCCACUAUAAGCAACUUUGUUUACUGUCUCACGACACCGUUCUUGGUGUUUGGUGUACUAGCGUUGGUUAGUGGUAUCUUUUUGUACUAUUGCUACAGAAGAUACUGGACCGGAAAACUUUCGAAUUAG
Messenger RNA from Brettanomyces bruxellensis, 1482 nucleotides. RefSeq lists its product as uncharacterized. The transcript has a single exon. Gene Ontology annotation, molecular function: transmembrane transporter activity. The coding region runs from base 1 to 1482 and encodes 493 amino acids. Gene Ontology annotation, biological process: transmembrane transport. The record is from RefSeq and is a predicted model, not a curated record. Gene Ontology annotation, cellular component: membrane. NCBI's taxonomy places the organism in Eukaryota, Fungi, Ascomycota, Pichiomycetes, Pichiales, Pichiaceae.